Messenger RNA from Parastagonospora nodorum SN15, 1116 nucleotides. RefSeq lists its product as hypothetical. The transcript is spliced from 2 exons. NCBI's taxonomy places the organism in Eukaryota, Fungi, Ascomycota, Dothideomycetes, Pleosporales, Phaeosphaeriaceae. The record is from RefSeq and is a predicted model, not a curated record. The coding region runs from base 1 to 1116 and encodes 371 amino acids.
AUGACGUCUGCGUCGAAAUCUGACACCAGCGACCGGCGGCUUAGGUCGUCUAGCCACCAGAGCGAGAACAUUGAUGCAAAAGAGAAAGAGACACCAGCAAACGUUGAGGCAGAAGGGAAACAUCCGACAGGCAAAGACAGGAGCGUCACUUUGCGACCUGUACAGAAGCGAAAGCGAAAAACAAUAAGUCAAGCGGUCACUACAGCUAAAUCUUCGCCCACUCAGGAGCCUAAGGUCUCAAAACGCCUCUGCCCGCCUAUUUCCACCAUUCUCCGAAACGUGAAGGACUACAAACUGUUUGUAGCUUCAAUCCAAGAGAACAACGGAGUACCGGCACAACAGCGUUUCCUUGAGAUCCAUCUAGACGCGAGCAACAACGACGAGUACGUCGAUCUUCAUCUAAUCAUCACCCUCAAUCAACUUCACCCGAGGCCCGACGGAACCAAUCCCCACCACUUCGAAACCAUCAGGCUGGUGAUAGAAGGAGAAUGGCUGUACACGCGUUACAACUACAACCUAGCUUCACCUGCCCUGACGUCUGCCAUUUCGUUUGAACAUUCGCCGCUCGAUUAUGCUGCACACGCCCCGCUGGAGAGACUUACUGCUUUCAGUCCAAAGCAGGAGAAGAAGCAGAAAAUGCAAUGCAAGCCCGACCCAAACACGCCAUUGACUAAGCAAGAGAAGACAGAGCUCUCGUACAGGGUCAACAGUACUGAGAGGCUCGUCGCCAAGGCACUGCUUGGUAUCCGCGGGCUGGAGGAAGUUGUCUUCGCUGGCGAUGGCGCGAUGGAAGGAGUUUUUGCUGAAGUGCUCAAGAACACUUUGGUACAGCUACCGGAUACAGAGGUCGCGGAACCAUCUGGAGAUGUCUUGGCUCACUCGACGCUCCUGCUAUAUCGCUAUGGCGAAGGAAACAUCGAAAGUUCAAGCUAUCAUACAAAGCGCAUCGAGGCAGAUUCUGACGAUAGUGAGCUGGGGAUGGACGACAUGGUUCGGGUUAGGAAGAUGGAGCAAGAGGAAGGACAUUAUGAGAGUGGGAGGAUUGAUUUUCUGAGAGACGCUGUUCUGCCUUUGACGGAUUGGCAGAAUGUAGUGGAGAUGGGGUGGGAAAUUUGA